Molecule: messenger RNA, 1593 nt
Organism: Arabidopsis arenosa
Lineage: Eukaryota; Viridiplantae; Streptophyta; Magnoliopsida; Brassicales; Brassicaceae
Source: the annotation of a GenBank genome assembly
AGAUCUGUCUGAAACAGUGAGGGGAUUCCUAGGUUUCAGAGCAAAGUAAUGUCUCCACUCAAGUACUUGUGUUUUAGAAAGGUACUCUUGUUGUUGCUCUAUUCCAGUCUCUUCCUUUUCUCUUCUUCUUCUUUCUUUGCCUCGUCAGUUGAUGAUCAUGAGCUACAACGAAUAGAUCCUCAUUUUCGAGUGAGAAGAUUGUUGGUGAAAGAUCUGGAUUCAACUGGUGAUGAUGAUGAAACCAAUCUUCCUCCUCCUCCUAAGAAGAAGAAGCUUAUUACUGGCUCUGUUUCAUCAUCAUCAUCAUCUGGUACUAAGAAGAAUCAAACCAAGCUCAUUAAACCAAUCUCUUCUUCUUCCACCAAGAACCAAACUAAACUCGCCAAGACCUCCAUGGGUACAUCUCACAAACUUAACUCCACCAAAUCUUCUUCUAACACAACCAAGACCAGCUCCGAGCUCAAGAAGCUCAAUUCCGGAACAAAACCCACAAAUUCCACAAAACCCAUUACUUCUACAAUCAAGAAAUCAGCAGAUCUGUCCAAAUCAAGCUCACCCAAAAACAAAACCAUCACAAAAUCCAAACUUUCUUCCCCUCCUCCUUCAGAGAAGAAAUCACUAUCCUCAAAACCAGUGACCACCAAAUCGAAACAACCGGAGAAAGAAAUCAAACCAUUCUGGCUCGACGACGAGGAAGACGAAGAUUUCGUAAGCGAAUUCAGAGAUCUACCAACUAAAUUCCAAAGAUCCCUAAUCCCAGACCUAGAACGAAUCUCAACCACAUCCAAAAACUACAUCAACAAAGCCAACAAAGAGAUCACCAAAAACUUCAAACCCUAUUUCGGCAACAAAUACGCACCAACCAUAGCUUCCGUUGUCUCUUUCGUCUUCAUCCUCGUCCCUCUACUCUUAGUCUCCCUCAUUUUCAACAGAUUCAAAGCUUAUUUCUCCCUCCAGAAAAUCCUAAUCUUCAUCCAAAUCUACCUCUCGAUCUACUUCUCAAUCCUUUGCCUCUCAUCGCUCGUCACAGGAAUCGAACCACUCAAGUUCCUCUACGCAACAUCGAGCUCAACAUACGUUUGCUUGCAGAUCCUGCAAACCCUAGGCUACGUCUUCUACCUCUUGCUUCUUCUCAUGUACCUCGUUCUCGUCUUCUCUACGGAUUGUGGUUUGGGCCUUAAAGUAUUGGGCUUGGCGCAGACCUUCGUGGGCUUUGCUGUGGGUUUGCAUUAUUACGUGGCGGUGUUUCAUAGGGUGGUGCUUCGUCAGCCUCCGAAGACGAACUGGAAGAUACACGGUGUUUAUGCCACGUGUUUUCUUCUGAUUUGUCUGUUAUCUAAUGCUGAGAGGAGGAAGAAAGAGUACUUGGAAGAAAGCGGUGAGGAAGGGAAGAAAAAUUGAAUUUUUCUUUAUUUUUCUCUGUCUUUGUAUUUUUAUAUUUUAAUUUUGAUAAUUCGGCAAAAUUUAGCUGAGAAAUGCAAUAGAAGAACAAUUACUGGUGGAUGGUUGGAAACUUUUUUUUUUUUAUAUACUUCAAUCUUCAAUUGUAUUUAUAAUAAAUCGAUAAAUGUGGAAUAAAAUUUCAUAAUCUCA